UCUCACACAGCGCCAAGCGGCACAGCAGAGUGUGAGUGUAUCUGUGAAUCGCUCCCAAGUGCACUCAGACCACACCAGACAACACUCGGUUAACGGAGGGACGCACACGUUAGGAGCGAAACGCAUUGGAAGGACUUAAGGCAAAAGCGCUUCGCUGCAAGCCGCAUGACGGGCAGCGGGUGAAGGAUGCUGUCAAGCCGCUCAGCAGUAGUGGAGAGCGGGUAGUGCAUGCCGCGCUGCUCCGGGAUCAGUUCGUGUAAACGGACGCCCCGGCUCACCGGUUCCCGGUUUGGAGAGCCGUGUUUGUGGACUUUUCAUCACACUGGACUUUUGGCUACGUGUCUUUUCAGUAGAGAUUUUGAAGGACAUAGGUGGGCUGUAUUUAUUUAAAGAACAUUUCCCCCUCAAAGCUACAUAGUUAGUUUUGACUUUACGGCACCACUUGGACUUUUUCCCCCUUGUUUCCAGCAUGGGAGCUUAUACAAAAAGUCGCUCCGGGACAUUUGACUUUGGACUGGAAUAAUUAAUUAGCUGAAAGAGAAUUGCCAUAUUUUCGAUCAGUCCAAUUUUUGUUUGUUUGAUAGACAUUUGUUUUUGUGCCAUAUUCGCACCAAAGAAACAGACACACUUUGGAAUAUGGUAGGUCACUCAUGAAGCAAAUUUAAUAACAGUGUUUUAUAUUUGUUUGCGUAAUCAAAGAGAAAAACAAUAGUAGUCAAGUGCACGCAUAAAUAAGACAGCAGAUACACAGUUUAAGUGCGUAUUUGGACACUGUCUGUCCUCUCUAUACGCGUCUUUGGAGAAGUUGAAAAACAAAAACAAUUGAUUCGCAACCAUUAGAACUUAUCCUGUGAUAUUAGCAUUUCAUUUUUGAUUAAGCGUUUGAUCAGUAGAUUCAUACAAACAUUUCAAUAGUUAAUUGUAUUUUUUUUACUUUUUGCUCUUGGAGACACACAGAAAAAACAGACAGUGUGCCGAUGUCUGGCAAACUGGCCGUCAUGUGGGAUUGAUUGCAGGGGAGUAUGUUUGGGCUGGAGCAGUUCGGUUCUCAGAUUAAUAGCAGAAACCCUGGCCAGUCGGAGAGAAACAUAAACCACCCGAGACUGAACAUGGGCUCCCAUUAUAAAAGCCCAGGUUUUCACGCUGGAGGCCCACCAGGAGCCGUGGAACCCGGCAUGGGUCCUCUGAGCGAGCCGCAAAUGCUCGGGCUCAAUAUGAACAUUAACGGAGAGCAGUACGGGGGCUUUCACCCACGGGGCCACUCGGACAUGCAUGCAGGCGGUGGACUGCAGCAGCAGCAGCAGCAAGGACCCAUGCAUGGAUUUUUUAACAACCAGCAACCUCAUCAAGGACAUCCUCAUGGCCAUCAACCUCACCCCCACCAACCUCACCCUCAUUUCAGUGGGAAUUUUGGAGGCCCAGAGCCAGGGUCAUCUUGCCUGCAUGGUGGCAGGCUAAUGGGCUACAACAACAAUGGCAUGGGACCACAGCAGGGCUUUGGAGAAGGAUUUGAUCCUCUCUCUGAGGGACAGGCAGGGGAUGGCUUUCCCCAGCAACAGCAGCAGCAACAGCCGCAGCAGCGGCCCGGUAACAUGCCUGAUUUUACGCAUCACGGGCCCCCCAGUGGUAGCCAUGCUGUCCCUGCUCCCUGUCUACCCCUGGACCAGUCCCCUAACAGAGCAGCAUCCUUCCAUGGUCUCCCAUCCUCCUCAUCCUCAUCAUCUGAGUCUCAUGGCCUGGAGCCUCGGCGGAUGCCCAACCAGGGAGCAGUAGAGGGAUUAGAGUAUAACUUUCCAAGUGAGCCUCCAUCUGGACAUUUUGAUGUAAAUGUAUUUUCCCCAUCAGAAUCAGAAUCUCAGUUACCCAAUUUUGGUCCAGGAAGGCCAGUUCCAGGCGCUAAUUUCCCAGGGAACCCUGGAAUGCCACGGACACCAGGUAUGCCCAGCACCUCUAAGGGACACCAGCCGCCACAGCCCCAGCAGCCUCAGCAUGGAGUGUUUUUUGAGCGUUUUGGAAAUGGCCGGAAGGUGCCCGUGGGAAUGGAGCCGGGGGUCAAUGCAAGACAUCCUCUCAUGCAGCAGCAACAACAGGCCGGCUUGAUAGCCAGACAGAAUUCAUGCCCCCCUGGCCUCCCCCGACCCCCUCAGGCUGAGCCCGGCCCUACUAACCCUAACAUUCUGGACGGAGGGGUCAUGAUGCCUGGCCAACACAACCAGUUUGAAUAUCCCAUUCACAGACUGGAAAAUAGAGGUCUGAACCCCUAUGGGGACCCCAUGUUUAAUAUGCAACAGCCAGCCCCUCCUCCCUCCCAACAACCCCCAAAUCAGCGACUGCAACACUUUGACUCUCCUUAUAUGAACAUGGCGAAAAGGCCAAGAUUUGACUUUCCUAAUGCACAUGGCGGUGAAGGCUGGUGUGGUGCUAUGGAAAACCACCUCUCUCCGUCGGCCUACCCCGGCCUGCCUGGAGAGUUCACCCCACCUGUGAGUGAAGGUUUCCCACCAGGUCCGCUGCAGCAUCCAGGGCCUGAGCAGCAGUCUCUGCAGCAGCGGCAGAAUGCAGCCAUGAUGAUAAAACAGAUGGCCUCUCGCAACCAGCAGCAGAGGAUGAGGCAGCCCAGCCUGCAGCAGCUGGGCCACCACGGCGAAGUUCCUCCUGGCCCAAUGGCUCACGGAGGCCCAGUCGGGAGCAUGCCACAGCCCAACUUUGACAGGGAGAAUGCUGGCAGAAUGCCCAACAUUGAUGGACAAAAUCCUCAUGUAACUCAGGAGAACUCCUGGUUCCAAGGUUCCCACCCACCAGGGGAGAUGAUGUCACGGCGUAUGGGUGGAGCGGGUAAUGAAUCAGGGCCCCACGACAUGGGGCUACAGCAGAACGGGGCUGGAAUGAUGUUUAGGCCUGGCAUGGGCAUGCAAGAGCCCAUGAGAAUACAAGGAGAUGGGCAUGUACAGGCUCUCCAUUCCCCGGGCAUGCACUCACAAUUCAGUGGGAACAUGGGCAACCUCUCACAAAUGCAGUCUCCAGGAGCAGGGACAGGGCAUCCGAAUGCAGCAGCGGAGAGGCGGCCAGCUGACUUCCCUGCACCUCCAAUGGGAGCACAGCCAACGUUUCCCUAUGGGGGGGUUAACCGUCAGGGGCCAGCCCACAGUGCUCCCCAGGGGGUGAACACCUCACCAGGGAGCUACCCUCCUCAGUCUGAGUUCCCCCCAGGCCAGCGGUCGUCUGUUAGUAAGCUUGGAGCCCUGUCCCUUGGGAACUUUAGCAAAACCAGCGCUAAAGACAGUGUUUUCGGCCAGAGCUGCCUGGCGGCCCUUUCCACAGCCUGCCAGAACAUGAUCGCUAGCCUAGGGGCCCCCAAUCUUAACGUAACAUUCAACAAGAAAAGCCAAAAUGAGGGCAAGCGAAAACUGAGUCAGACAGAGCAGGACAUUAAUAGCAGCACAUCUAAUGGGACUGGCAGUGCUGGACCUGAAUAUUUUCAGAGCGGCACUUCCCAGAACAGCCAGAUGCCUGGCACUGGGAAUAGCAACUCCAAGCCUGUAAGUCAAAGCCAGACGGUGCAGGGGGAAGCCAGUGCCCUCUCCCCAAAUUACAACAUGGACGCUACCCCAUGCAGUGAGGGGAAAGCAACAACAGGGAAUGGGAGAGGGAGAGGAAGGAGAAAAAGAGACAGUGGACAUGUGAGCCCUGUCAUUUUUUUUUCUCCUGACAAUGCUAACCCUGUUGUAAGUCCAGGCCAGCAGACCCCCUCUGCUGGCAUUGGGGAGAGGGGUGGGGGCACGCCCCACGAGAAACACCUCCAAUCACCGUCUUGGGGAAAAGGAGGCGACCUAAUCUUGGGGGACCAGGCCGACCUUAUGUCUUCUUUGGACAGUGGCAUUCAAAGUGUCGCUAAGUCUGACAGUAGCUCACCACGGGUGGACUUUCCUGACGAUGUCAGCACCCACUAUGGUAACGAGGAUGAGGUUUCCUCCAGCUCAGAUGCAGGAGGGGCCUCAGCCACCAAGCCCAAUCGCAGCCCUAUGAUCACCGGCUCACCCAAAAUGCAGAGAACUGACCAUGGGUUGAUUAAUGGACAAAAGCCCCUUGCCAUGGGCAUUAACAAUCAUACUACCUCGACACCAGACAGUUAUGUACUUAAUGCUGGUGGGGGCACAGGGGCCAAUGGGCCGAGCCACCCGGGCACUCCUGGGGUGGAGCAGGUACGCACCCCAUCCAGCACCUCUGGCCAGGAUGAAAUCCAUCCUCUGGAGAUUCUGCAGGCCCAGAUCCAGCUCCAGCGGCAGCAGUUCAGUAUCUCUGAGGACCAGCCCCUGGCUAUCAAAAAUGGCAAAAAGAAUGGUGACUGUCCCUCACAGAACGGAGACAAUGAGCUGGCAAGCUGCAGCCCGGAUGCUGGGAAGGGCUCAAUGGGCACUAUUGACCUUGACACCCUCAUGGCAGAGCAGCACGCCACCUGGUACGUGCCCAGUGACAAGGCCAUGAUGGACGGGUCAGAGGAUGACAAGGCCAUGGGACCAUGGGAAAAGAAUAAGAGCCAAAACAGCAGCAAAGAAGGUAAAUAA
Messenger RNA from Notothenia coriiceps (black rockcod), 4565 nucleotides. It is a transcript of the gene mn1b, whose product is annotated as meningioma 1b. The transcript has a single exon. NCBI's taxonomy places the organism in Eukaryota, Metazoa, Chordata, Actinopteri, Perciformes, Nototheniidae. Gene Ontology annotation, biological process: regulation of DNA-templated transcription. The record is from RefSeq and is a predicted model, not a curated record. The coding region runs from base 1023 to 4565 and encodes 1180 amino acids.